Messenger RNA from Striga asiatica, 2089 nucleotides. The record is from the annotation of a GenBank genome assembly. NCBI's taxonomy places the organism in Eukaryota, Viridiplantae, Streptophyta, Magnoliopsida, Lamiales, Orobanchaceae.
CCCAACCCGACUCGUUUAAGUUCGACAUGUACAAAUUAUGCUCUUCAGCCUCCGCCCCGACGAGAACUUGAGCCCUAGCCGCACGGAGUUGUUCAUGGUCGCUGUUGUUAACCCGCGAAUUGACGAGAAACCAGUUUCUCCAUCUAUAAUGGACUCACCUGAAGUAGCAGAUGUGCAGCAACAAGCUCACAGAGGGUCACCAAGUGAAGGCUCCAAGCAUGAAUCUCCGGACCAUGUGAAAGAAAGGGAUCAGGAGUCCAACAGAAGCAGGGACAGGGAAAGAGGUCGUGAUAAAGACAGGGACAGGGCAAAGGAUAAGGAACGUGGACAUGAAAGAGAGAGGGAUAGAGACAGGGAAAGGGAGAGGGAUAGGGAUAGGGAUAAAGAUAGGGAAAGAGAUAGAGACAAGGACCGUGAUCGUCAUCACCGGGACAGGCACAGGGACCGAAGUGAGAGAAGGGAUAGGACCAAAGACAGGGAUGAAGAUGACGACUACCAUAAAAGCCGAGAUUCCGAAAGGCGAAGGGAUUACGAUAGAGAUAGGGACGACAAGCACAGACGCAGAUCUGGAUCUCACUCUAGGACUAGAUCUGAGCACAGAUCUAGAUCUAGGUCUCCUUCACGUUCACGGUCUAAAAGCAAGAGAAUGAGUGGUUUUGACAUGGCUCCACCUGCUGCAUUGCUUCCCAAUCCUGCUGCUGCCGUUCCAGGUCAGCUGCCUGUGACCACUCCAGUUAUUCCUGGAAUGUUUCCAAACAUGUUACCUCUGGGAGCUGGACAGUUGGCAGCACUUCCCGUAAUGCCUGUUCAAGCAAUGACUCAGCAGGCUACAAGACAUGCUCGACGGGUCUAUGUUGGUGGGCUCUCUGCAACUGCCAAUGAACAGGUUGUAUCCGUGGCUACCUUCUUCAGUCAUGUUAUGUCAGCAAUUGGAGGAAAUACUGCUGGUCCAGGAGAUGCUGUGGUGAAUGUGUAUAUCAACCACGAGAAGAAAUUUGCUUUUGUUGAAAUGCGAUCUGUUGAGGAGGCCAGCAACGCAAUGGCUUUAGAUGGCAUUAUUUUCGAGGGUGCACCGGUUAAAGUAAGAAGGCCAAGUGAUUAUAAUCCUUCACUGGCUGCAACCCUUGGCCCGAGUAUGCCCAAUCCAAAUCUGAAUCUUGCAGCUGUUGGGCUCACACCAGGAUCUUCUGGCGGGCUUGAAGGCCCAGACCGCAUAUUUGUUGGAGGUUUACCGUAUUAUUUCACUGAAGCACAGGUUAGGGAGCUACUAGAGUCCUUUGGGCCACUAAGGGGCUUUGAUCUGGUCAAAGAUAGAGAAACGGGAAACUCCAAGGGCUAUGCAUUUUGUGUUUACCAGGAUUUAUCUGUAACGGACAUUGCUUGUGCAGCUCUCAAUGGUAUAAAGAUGGGAGAUAAGACGCUUACUGUUAGGCGUGCUAACCAAGGCGUGCAACCUAACCCUGAGCAAGAGAGUGUGCUACUGCACGCGCAGCAACAAGUGGCAUUGCAGAGGCUCAUGUUGGCGCCUGGCAUCACACCAGCUACGAAGAUUGUGUGCCUGACACAAGUGGUGAAUGUAGAUGAGCUCAAGGAUGAUGAAGACUAUGAGGAUAUAGUGGAGGACAUGAGAACUGAAUGUGCAAAGUUUGGUUCUUUGGUGAAUGUGAUCAUUCCUCGCCCUCUUGCCAAUGGUGAAACGCCCGCCGGUGUAGGAAAGGUUUUCCUGGAGUAUUCAGACACUGAGAGUUCUACAAAAGCACGUCUGGGGCUGAAUGGAAGGAAAUUUGGAGGGAAUCAAGUUGUGGCAGUUUUCUAUCCCGAGAAUAAGUUUUCUGAAGGAGAUUACAGUGGCUAGUGUUCCCAAGUUUUGGUCUGUCCACACAAGUGUCUUUAGUUUUUCUUUUUAGCAUAUAGCUUUCGGUUUGUUCUCUAUAUUUUGUCUAUUCUGACUUCAAUGUAUGUUAAUGGAGUUGCUCACUUAGAUGAAUUUGAAAAACUAAGAUAUUCUGUAUACACUCGGUAAUUUUACUAAUACGAACACCCUGCAUUUUGGAUUUACUUAUUAUUUGAUUUGGUGAUUUUAGUCUUU